Molecule: messenger RNA, 1434 nt
Organism: Recurvomyces mirabilis
Lineage: Eukaryota; Fungi; Ascomycota; Dothideomycetes; Mycosphaerellales; Teratosphaeriaceae
Exons: 2
Coding region: 1-1434 (477 amino acids)
Molecular function (GO): oxidoreductase activity
Source: RefSeq, a predicted model, not a curated record
AUGUUUGGACCAUCAGAGUUGGCCUUUUGCCUGCUCGCUAUCUCCGGCGUUGUAUCAGCAUCCAACAACAGUGCGUCUCAAUUCGACCCUUGUUCAUAUGCUGCUGCCGACGUCCUGGUUCGUGAUGUCAUCGUCAUUGGUGGCGGCGCUUCUGGGACUUAUGGAGCCAUUGCAUUGAAAGAUGCCGGUCGAAGUGUCGCUGUUGUGGAGAAGCAGGGCAACUUUGGCGGGCACGUCAACACAUACAACGACGCUGCAACCGGUCUCGCCCUUGAGUAUGGCGUCCAAGGAUACAGCAACGACAGCAUCACCCGCGCUUUCUUCGAGCGCUUCAACGUACCCUUCAUCCCACUCUUCGCUGGGGUCGCACAGCUCGUAGAGGACUUCAAUAUAGGCAAGAACGUUACGCCCGUGACUGGGAACAGCAUCCUGACCUGGUCCAAUUUCACCAAUGCCUACUACCCGGAUCCCGCGCUUGGUGUGCAUCUGCCAUCUCCAGUGCCGGAAGACCUGUUGCUGCCGUUCCGAGACUUCAUUAAAAAGUACCAUAUCGAAGAUGCCGCGUUCUUGAUCUGGUCGAUAAGUGGACCAACGGACAACCUGCUCGAUCAACUGACGCUCUAUGUCGUGCUCGGCGCCAAUGCUGCAUCCGCUCCUAUCCCUGGCGGAGCGCCAUAUAUCCCCGAAGUCGCGACUCGAAACAACUCCGAGGUGUACGGCAAGGCUCAAGUAGAGCUCGGCAAAAGCGCUCUCCUUAACAGCCAAGUCGUAGCCUCCCAGCGCUCGAACAAAAGUGUGAAACUCGUUGUCCAAUCUGGAUCUUCCAAAAAACUGCUCAUAGCCUCGCAAGUCCUGUAUAGCGCGCCAAUCAUCCUAGACAACCUGAACACCUUCGAUCUCGAUAGUCGUGAGCACGAUAUCUUCAAAGAAGUCUACUAUACCGCUUGGUACACCACCCUUGUGACCGACACUGGGUUAGCGCCAGGCUACUCAUAUGAGAACGCCGCCAACAAUACACUUUACAACAUUCCCAUCGAGCCAUAUACCUUCCACAUCGGUCCCUCCCGUAUCAACACGACCUUCUAUGCUUUCUACGGCGCGACCCACGCGACCUCAGAGGCUGAUGUCCGGGCGGCGAUAACCCAGAAUAUCCGUACGCUCUCCGGCAACACUUCCAGUCCAAAGAUACUAGCCUUCGCCAGUCACACGCCCUUCAAACAGUUGGUAUCUGCAGAUGCCAUCAGGGCAGGCUUCUAUGACAAGCUGAAUGCAUUGCAAGGAUAUCGUGGUAUGUUCUAUACGGGUAAUGCGUUGGAUGUUUCGGGCUCGAGCAGCUUGUACAAUUUCACUCAGCAUUUGGUCCCGGGAAUCCAGAAGGCUGUUGCGGCGAAUAAGGUGCCUGCGGAUGCUGGCAAAUGCAAGCGUGGAUGGUGA